Ilex paraguariensis (yerba mate) is the source of this 1359-nucleotide messenger RNA. The record is from the annotation of a GenBank genome assembly. NCBI's taxonomy places the organism in Eukaryota, Viridiplantae, Streptophyta, Magnoliopsida, Aquifoliales, Aquifoliaceae.
CUCAAAGCUAUUCAUCAUCCUGUAGAGCUCUCUCUCUCUCAUUCAUUUACAGAACCAGUGAUCUUUGUGUUUGUGAUAUUUCUCAUCUAAGAAACCAACAAAAAUGUUGGCAGUGUUCGACAAAUCGGUGGCCAAGAGUCCAGAGGCUCUACAGAGUCCACACUCGGACUCAUCAGUGUGUGCACUGAAAGAUGGGUUCUUGGCUCAACACUUCUCGUCUGUACACCCUGGUUCGGUCACCAUCAACCUUGGCUCUGCUGGUUUCAUCGCUUACUCCAUGGACAAACAGAACCCUCUCUUGUCAAGGUUGUUUGCCGUUGUGGACGACAUAUUUUGCUUGUUUCAAGGCCACAUCGAGAAUGUUGCUCAUCUCAAGCAGCAAUACGGGUUAAACAAGACAGCAAAUGAAGUGAUCAUCGUUAUAGAAGCAUACAGAACUUUGAGGGAUAGAGGUCCUUAUCCUGCAGAUCAGGUUGUAAGAGGUCUCCACGGGAAAUUUGCAUUUAUUCUCUUUGACAGCUCUUCAAAAACAGCUUUUCUAGCUGCCGAUGCUGAUGCGAGUGUACCCUUUUUCUGGGGAGCUGAUUCAGAAGGUCAUCUUGUUCUGUCAGAUGACGCAGAGGUUGUGAAGCGGGGCUGUGGGAAGUCUUUUGCACCAUUUCCCAAAGGAUGUUUUUUUACAACCUCUGGAGGCUUGAGGAGUUUUGAGCACCCGCUUAAUGAGGUGAAGCCAGUGCCUAGGGUGGACAGUUCAGGCGAGGUUUGUGGUGCAACCUUUAAGGUGGAUGAGGAGUCUCGGAAAGGAGGAACUGGCAUGCCGAGGGUUGGGAGUGCUGCGAAUUGGUCACAACACUACUGAUCUCAUACCCAUUUCCAUUAUGGCUAGGCUUUUGUUAGUAAUUAGCCUUCCAUUCAUCUCUUUUUAACAACCUUGUUUCAUGUUCUCAUCUUGAUGAUUGCUGCUUUGUGAACUACGAGCUUAUAUUUGUAGGAAGUGAUUUCCAAAGUGAACCAAGACAUUUGAUGCAGCUAUAUUAUUGCUUACUGUUUCAUUUGAAUCUGGUACAUCAGAAUGAAGCCUUUAUCACGGCUCUCAGGAAUAUAUACACCUGAUUACUAUUACUUUGAUAAACAUAUUCUUGUUUGGAAACUUCGUGUUUGAUGUAUUGACCUCCCAAUAAUUUUAAAUGGCGGUAUGACUUAUGUGUCAUGGCCUGCUACUCUGUAUGGAGGGAAGUUAUGCUUUGGAAAGGGAAUGAAUUUAUGAGCUCAGCAAUGCUGUUUCUUUUGGGCACACUGCUCUGAGGUGCUUCUUUCAUCUGUCAGUUAUCAUAUCAACAUACUCUGUUGAGUUCUGAG